CCCAUGAAUGAAUACUUAUCUGUGUGCCAAGAAUUAAGCUGAAAAUUGAUCUUGUGUUCAUGAUAGAUGGUAGAGAGAAGUACUAUAUGAGUGCGGCACGUUGCAUAUGUGAGAUUGUCAGCCGGAGUUGAGAUUGUCGUCUGACUCCGGGCUCCACAUUCAAGAACUAUAGGUCCACAGCGUUUUGAAAGUUUUUAGGGUACCUCGGUGGACUCUUGAAGUUGGAAGUCAAGUACAAGGGGCCCUCAAAAGGUUACCUGGACUCCAUUGUGCCAUAUCAAUCUCAAGGGUCUCUUUCGAGUCUUCUUGCAUUCGAAUGCUCAAUUUCUCACCUAGCACACAUUUCGCAUUCUUCAUCGUCCCUUCAAUUUUCUCCGCUCUUCAAUCUCGAAUCGCUCAUUAAUAUUCAAAAUGCCAACAUACAAGGACUAUGAUAGACUUUCUAAAGACUCUGAAGAGGGGAGUUCCUUCCUCGACGACAAUGGUUCUGAGGGCGAAGGUGCAAGAUCACGAUCGGUGACAAGCUUCAGAACCUCGUACAUCAUGCAAGGUCUUAUCACAAUCACCGCACUUCUUGUAGGAGGCGUCAUUGGAUACAACCUACAGUUUGUUUCGUCCGGAAGCGGACUUGCCUUUGCAGACAUUUCACGACUUGAAAUAUACGACGAAGUGGCCUUUCCCCCAAUCUCACAACGAUUUAAUGGAUCGCUGUUCAAACGCAGUGCAUUCAGCGGACCACCCUCGCCCGCAAUGGACCAGUCCUGGGAUCGUUACACCGAAAUAGGGAGCGUUUCGAUGCCAGGUUACCAGCCAUUGCUAAAUGUUUCGACGGAGGAUGCCCUUAGAUCCACUGGCUGGCCCCUGGAGACAGUAGUCCAUCUCAACGAGACGCAAAACAUGGGAUACAUGGCUAGUGUGGCAAUGUUUCACCAAACCCAUUGCCUGAAUAUGCUUCGCAAGUUCAUCUACCUCGAUUAUUAUCAAGAAUCUGAACCACGCUGGUUCAACCAACCUUUACUGCGCGCUCAUGCGGAUCACUGUGUUGAUAUGUUACGUCAAUCCAUCAUGUGCCAUGGUGAUACGUCUUUGAUCAUAUACCAUUGGGUCGAUGGCUACUCAGAUCCAAUUCCAGACUUCAGCACCAUGGUACGUUCUUGGUCAAAUGUCAAUCCAACUCUCGAUCUUUGCUGUCACAUGGAUGUUUAUUAACAUGGUUUCAUUAGCAUACUUGUCGAGAUCCAGAGGUCAUAUUGGAAUGGAUGAGAUCUAGCCAGGUUAUGCUUGAAAAUGCGGUUUCCAAGCAUGGGGAGAAGGGACUGCCAGAAUUAUUUUGACAACACGAAGUAUAUCAGUUGCGAGCAUCUGGUCGGGAGGUGAGGUGCAAAGAAGAGUUUGAAGGGUCAUAGCACACUGGUAGGAGAGGGUAACUUCUAAAUCAUUUAAUCGUUGUACCAACUACCAAAAUACCGUCAUGUGCACCCCCAAUAACCUCGUGGCUAUCAAUUCCUGUAUUGCCAUAACACCCAAUAAGAUCUGUUGUUUUGCCAUCCGGCAGUAACUUUA
Messenger RNA from Cadophora gregata, 1563 nucleotides. RefSeq lists its product as uncharacterized. Bases 412 to 1209 code for a protein of 265 amino acids. The transcript is spliced from 5 exons. Gene Ontology annotation, biological process: mycotoxin biosynthetic process. The record is from RefSeq and is a predicted model, not a curated record. NCBI's taxonomy places the organism in Eukaryota, Fungi, Ascomycota, Leotiomycetes, Helotiales, Ploettnerulaceae.